GGCUUCCAAAACUGAACAAGUUACUCAAGAUGAGUGAUGUCAAGCUUGCUGUCUUGGGUGGCAAAAGUUCAGGAAAAUCAGCUCUUACAGUAAGGUUUCUUACCAAGCGGUUCAUUGGAGAAUAUGCUUCCAAUUUUGAAUCUAUCUAUAAUAAGCACUUGUGUUUGGACGGUAAAACAUUGAAUCUGGAAAUAUACGACCAAUGUUCUCAACCAGAGAAAGCAAGAUGCUCUCUCCCAGGUGAACUGCACUGGGCAGAUGGCUUUGUGAUUGUGUAUGACAUCAGUGACAGGCCUUCCUUUGCUUUUGCAAAAGCCCUUAUCUACAGAAUUCGGGAGCCACCUACUACUCAUUGUAAAAGGGUGGUGGAACCAGCUGUGGUUUUAGUUGGCAACAAGCAAGACCUCUGCCAUGUGCGAGAGGUUGGCUGGGAUGAAGGGCAAAAGCUGGCGACAGAUUUCCGCUGCCAAUUCUGUGAGCUGUCUGCAGCAGAGCAGUCCCUGGAGGUGGAGCUGAUGUUCCUCAGACUCAUCAAGGGCACUCUGAUGAUCCUCAAACACAAGGAGAAGAGGAGACCCAGUGGAUCGAAAGCAAUGGCCAAACUGAUCAAUAAUGUAUUUGGAAAGAGAAGGACGUCUGUUUAGUAGACAUAUAUUCCAGGGGACUUGGUCCAUCAGAGAGUUUCAAACACUUAAAUGACAAUUAAACUUACAAUUUACACAUUUAAAAGACAUUUUUGGAUAUAUGAAAUGAGUGAAAGUUAGUAAUGCUGUCAUUUCAAAAAAUAUGGUUUGUCAUUUUUGUUAUAUUUAGUUCACAUUAUUUCCCACAUAAACCUUCACUUCUUGUACAAGCACUUACUCACUCUGGUGUAUCACUGGGGACCUGUCCUCUGUGCCUCCAGAGGAAAACAUUGCACACGUUGUUUUAUUAAAGCACUGUUUUAAAGUGUG
Messenger RNA from Meriones unguiculatus (Mongolian gerbil), 953 nucleotides. RefSeq names its product RERG like (gene Rergl). Lineage: Eukaryota; Metazoa; Chordata; Mammalia; Rodentia; Muridae. The transcript is spliced from 5 exons. Bases 30 to 644 code for a protein of 204 amino acids. The record is from RefSeq and is a predicted model, not a curated record. Gene Ontology annotation, molecular function: GTPase activity; GTP binding.